GGUUGUAGUGACGCUGCCGUCCAAUGGGCACCGGCUUUCUCUGGAACGAGCGCAGCAUCUCUGUCUCAGCGGCACUUUUGCGCCAGACAAGUAGGGACCGUCUCUCACUCGGCACCCGAGAAGAAGAAACGGGGAAUUACUGACGCGUAUUUUGGCGACGAAGAGUGACACCUUCUCAUUUCUUUUUUUUUCCUCCCAAACGCGCGGCUUUGCAAAGAUGAACGUUGGCUGCGUCAUCUCGGCGUGCACCUUACUCGUGGUCGCGUCCUGGGGGAGUAAGGCAGGCCAGCCCCUCAAAUCCCCCUGCAGACCGGGCUUCUCCCAGAACUUCUACACGGUGAUUGUCUCCAGAGAUGUGCUGCACGGCCAGGCCAUUCUCAAAGAUACCACCCUGUCCAGGGAACGAGUGAGGUUUGAGGAUUGCCAGCGCAGCAGAGAGGUGGGCUUUGUCAGCAGCGACCCCAACUUCAGCGUGAGGCCCGACGGGACGGUGUACGCUGAGCAGGAGGUGGCCAAUCUGUCAGAUCCCGUUCAGUUCAUGGUAACGGCCCGCGGGCUCCGUGACGCCCACAUCUGGGAGACCACUGUUAAACUCGCCCUCGCUGGACAUCCUCAUCCUCUACCACUCUCAAAGAUUGGCAUUGAAGAAAUGCUGUCAAGAGUCUGGGACUCCCAACCCAGAGUUAUCAAGUUUUCUCGAAGACAUCAGAGAGCCUCCUCCGCCAAUGGGCUGAGGCGGCAGAAGAGAGACUGGGUCAUCCCGCCCAUCAAUGUGCCUGAAAACUCCAGAGGACCCUUCCCUCACAUGCUUGUCAGAAUCCGCUCGGAUCAGGACAAGGAUGUCGGCAUCCGCUACAGCAUCACUGGAGCAGGCGCUGAUCAGCCCCCGAGCGGCAUCUACAACAUAGAUCCCAUCAGCGGCAACAUGUUUGUCACCCAACCCCUGGACAGAGAGGAGAGAGCCUCCUUCCACCUGCGGGCCCACGCCGUGGACAUGAACGGGAACCAGGUGGAGAAUCCCAUCGAUCUCUACAUCUAUGUGAUCGACAUGAACGACAACAGACCCGAGUUUCAGAACCAGGUGUACAACGGCUCUGUGGCCGAGGGUUCCAAACCAGGCUCGUCGGUGAUGCAGGUGACAGCUACAGACUCGGACGACUCCACCACCGCCAACGGCAUGGUGCGCUACCGCAUCCUCUCGCAGACGCCCCACAGCCCCAUCCCCAACAUGUUCACCAUCAACAGCGAGACCGGAGACAUAGUCACGGUGGCAGCCGGCCUGGACAGAGAGAAAGUGUCUCAGUACACCAUUAUUGUCCAGGCCACAGACAUGGAGGGCAACCUCAACUUUGGACUGUCCAACACAGCUACAGCCCUCAUCUCUAUAACCGACAUCAAUGACAAUCCUCCGGAGCUGACAGUGAGGACGUUUUCUGGAGAAGUGCCAGAGAACAAGGUGAAUGUGGUGGUGACCAACCUGACAGUGGUGGACAGAGAUCAGCCUCACAGCCCCAACUGGAACGCGGUCUAUCGCAUCGUCAGCGGAGACCCGUCGGGACACUUCACCAUUCGCACCAACCCCAUCACAAACGAGGGCAUGCUGACUGUGGUCAAGCCGGUGGAUUUCGAGAUGAAUCGCGCCUUCAUGCUGACCGUGGUCGUGUCCAACCAGGCCCACUUGGCGAGUGGCAUCCAGUCCUCGCUGCAGUCCACAGCAGGCGUCACCAUCUCCGUACAGGAUGUGAACGAGCCUCCCGUCUUCCCCGUCAACCCCAAGAUGAUCCGCUUCGAGGAGGGCGUGCCAGCGGGGACCACGCUUACCGUGUUUGCCGCCCAGGAUCCCGACCACUUCAUCCACCAGAUUGUCAGGUACUCCAAGUUAUCAGACCCAGCAAACUGGCUGAAGAUCAACCGAACCAACGGUCAGAUCACCACCAUGGCGCUGCUCGACCGGGAGUCCAUUUAUGUCAAAAACAACGUGUACGAGGCAACGUUCCUGGCAUUCGACAAUGGUAAGUCGGGGUCGCCUCAAGCCAGCGGGACGGGCACCCUCCAGAUCUACCUGAUCGACGUGAACGACAACGCGCCGGUCCUGAUACCGCGGGAGGCCCAGGUGUGCGAGCGCGCCCGCCCCAACUCCAGGAUCAACAUCACAGCCUCGGACGCCGACGCCGACCCCAACGUUGGGCCGUUUGUCUUCGAGCUGCCUUCCUUUCCUGCCAGCGUCCGUCGCAACUGGACCAUUUCCAGGCUGAGCGGUGACUACGCUCAGCUGAGGCUAAGGAUUCCUUACCUGGAGGCGGGCGUGUACGAGAUCCCCGUCACCGUGUCCGACUCGGGGAACCCUCCUCUCUCCAACCGCUCCCUGAUCAGGGUCAAAGUGUGUCCCUGCGACGACAACGGGGACUGCAGCGCCACGGGGGCCGUAGCAGCAGCUGGCCUCGGCACCGGGGCAAUCAUCGCCAUACUCAUCUGCAUCAUAAUACUCCUCAGCAUGGUGCUGCUGUUUGUAGUGUGGAUGAAGCGCAGAGAGAAGGAGCGGCAGGCGAAGCCCCUGCUGAUCGACCCCGAGGACGACGUCAGAGACAACAUCCUCAAGUACGAUGAGGAAGGAGGAGGAGAGGAGGACCAGGACUAUGACUUGAGCCAGCUGCAGCAGCCGGAGUCUCUGGACCACAUCAUCAGUAAGCCGUCAGGAGUGCGCAGGGUGGAUGAGAGGCCUGUGAUUGCCGAGUCGCAGUAUCCGGUCAGACCCAGCCUGCCCCACCCUGGAGACAUAGGAGACUUCAUAAACGACGGUCUGAGGGCAGCCGACAAUGACCCCACCGCCCCGCCCUACGACUCCCUGCUGGUGUUCGACUACGAGGGCAGCGGCUCGACCGCCGGCUCCGUCAGCUCGCUCAACUCCACCAGCUCAGGGGACCAGGAUUACGACUACCUCAACGACUGGGGCCCUCGCUUCAAGAAGCUGGCCGACCUCUACGGAGGGGGGGACGACGACUGAGAGCGGAGCGGGGGAGGGUGGGGCGCGGGGUGGAGCGGGACGUGGCUGCGGGCGCGUUUUGUGGGUCGGGAGAGGCAGGACGGGUUGGACAGACGUUCCCAUAAACCACAGGCGGGGGGGUCAACAACGCGGUGCAGGCGUGCGAGGAUCGGGCCCUUACAUGUGCUACGCAGAGCGAUCCAGACCACAAAUAUGAAUUCCGCUGCAACGCAACUGUAUUCUGGCUUUAUAUUUUUUAGUGGCAAGUGUGUAGUGUGAUGUCUUGGUUUCUUUUUUUUUACUUUUUUUUUUUUUUUUUUAAUUUUUAAUUUUUUUUUUUUUUGUCGCGCUCUCACCGCGCUGGACCCGGAUGUCUCCGGGGACGAAUCAAGGCGGUCGUGAGAGACGCGCGUAGUGAAUUUGUGCUUUGAUUGAUUGUUAAAACGACACCAUCUCUUGCUUUAGUCUCACACUGAAAGAGAAUGUUUUUUUUGGGAAGAUGCUCUCUGACUCUCUUUAACUCUGUCAACUUGAAUUUCCUUAGAACAGAAGCACUGUCAUUUUAUAAAGUGCCUUUUGUGGUGUGUUUUUGUAUCAGACUCCUGCUAUCUCAGGAUCGGUUGCCAUUCGUGCAGUACAGUGGAGGCGCGUACUCUCACCCCCGCCAUCCUCCCCGCCCGCCCCCUCCCCCGGCCCCUUGCGCUCCUCAAACCAGCCCCGCCUGUCACUCUCCUCUCCCUUUCACAGUGGUGCACAUGAACAACCCCAGCAGCCAGUCCCAGGAGGGAAAGGACACAACCAGGGCGGACUAUCGGAUACAAUAACCCAACGAAUUGCGGCCUGACAGAAGCCAACGAGAGCUGUUGUGGGGAAGAACAACGCUCUUCUCCAAGGACCGGCUCAGUUUGACUUUCACAAGAAUCACCUGUCAACACGAGCGCAGCGCCGCGCUGAUGUUGUGUGACACCGUUUUUUAUACAUGUGGGGGUUUUAUAAUUUAGUGGAGAAUGCCUGCCUUUCCUCUGUGGACUCGUGGCUUUAGGAGCCUUUAUGUUGAGACGCUUGCCUGCCCUGUACGGUUUUGUGUUGCUUUCUCCACAGUGUAAAGCUUACGUAGGCAUGAUCUGAUUAGUCAGACGGUGUAAGAAGACGGGACUUGGAAAUGACUUGGAACAAAGAUACCCGAGAAGGGAAUUUUUUUUUUUUUUUUUUUUUCUUUUGGUCGCCUUGAACAUUCCCGUUUUUUAUAGGCCAACGAAACUAUUACAAGGUGCAUGAUUUUUUUUUUUUUUUCCAAAAUGUUUUACUCAAAUGUUUUACUAUGUGGUGAGAAUGUGAAAAUAGUCGGCAGAAACUAUAUGAAUAUACUCUGUAUAAAGACACUGAGAAAAUAAAAAACUGUAAGAUACAUAUUUUUGAAUUAUUGAUGACAUAAAAGUUGCUGCUCUUUCUCUUUAGCUCUACACUGGGCUUUAGGGAAUUUUUGGCUCAUUCAUUUUUAAUAUGUGGAUAUUUAUGUUUGCCUUCUGUUGAAGAUUAUUAUUCCAUUUUAAAGAUGCCUGCUUAUACAUUUUUAGUUUUAAGUUUUGCUCUUUUUUUUAUUUGAAAAAAAAAUAAAAGUGCUUUGUUAUACUCCUUUUAUAUAUGAAAACACACCUUCCCCUUUGAGUCUGUAUUGUCUCUGACAGACGUGUUCCCUCUGUUGGCCUCUGGCCUUGGGACAGUGGGAGGUUCAUUAGCCAUGCCUGCUGAUAAUUGUUCUAUUAUUCAGUGUACUAGAAAUUCUUUUAUUCAUUCAUCUAGAUACUGGCUGUGUGCUUUACAAAAUAAACAACACAUGUUUUGAAAA
Mugil cephalus (flathead mullet) is the source of this 4832-nucleotide messenger RNA. It is a transcript of the gene cdh4, whose product is annotated as cadherin 4, type 1, R-cadherin (retinal). The record is from RefSeq and is a predicted model, not a curated record. The coding region runs from base 218 to 3004 and encodes 928 amino acids. Gene Ontology annotation, molecular function: cadherin binding; calcium ion binding. Gene Ontology annotation, biological process: cell-cell junction assembly; adherens junction organization; calcium-dependent cell-cell adhesion. Gene Ontology annotation, cellular component: adherens junction; catenin complex; plasma membrane. Lineage: Eukaryota; Metazoa; Chordata; Actinopteri; Mugiliformes; Mugilidae. The transcript is spliced from 17 exons.